Cololabis saira (Pacific saury) is the source of this 1795-nucleotide messenger RNA. RefSeq names its product developmentally regulated GTP binding protein 2 (gene drg2). Gene Ontology annotation, biological process: cytoplasmic translation. The transcript has 14 exons. Gene Ontology annotation, molecular function: GTP binding; GTPase activity. Gene Ontology annotation, cellular component: cytoplasm. The coding region runs from base 85 to 1179 and encodes 364 amino acids. The record is from RefSeq and is a predicted model, not a curated record. Lineage: Eukaryota; Metazoa; Chordata; Actinopteri; Beloniformes; Belonidae.
AUGUGCAUGCCGCUCAGUCUGUGUCCUUUUCUAUAAACUUACCAACAGCUUCUUGAGUAGCUGCAACCCACCUAAACCGCAAUCAUGGGCAUUUUGGAGAAGAUCGCAGAAAUAGAGAGAGAAAUUGCUCGGACACAGAAAAACAAAGCCACCGAGUAUCAUCUUGGUUUGCUGAAGGCAAAGUUAGCCAAAUACAGAGCUCAACUUCUGGAACCAUCUAAGUCGGCGGGAGCCAAAGGCGAGGGCUUCGAUGUUAUGAAAUCAGGAGAUGCUCGAGUUGCGCUAAUUGGUUUCCCCUCAGUGGGUAAGUCCACCUUCCUCAGCUUGAUGACAUCCACAGCCAGUGAAGCUGCAUCGUACGAGUUCACCACCCUCACCUGCAUACCUGGUGUCAUAGAGUAUAAAGGAGCGAACAUCCAGCUACUAGAUCUUCCGGGAAUCAUUGAGGGUGCUGCUCAAGGGAAGGGCAGAGGUCGACAAGUCAUCGCUGUUGCCAGGACGGCAGAUGUCGUCAUCAUGAUGUUGGAUGCCACCAAAGGAGAAGUUCAAAGAGAGCUUCUAGAAAAAGAGUUGGAAUCUGUGGGCAUCAGACUCAACAGAAGGAAGCCAAAUAUUUAUUUCAAGCCCAAGAAAGGUGGCGGCCUCUCCUACAACUCCACGGUCCCUCUCACCCAGUGCUCAGAGAAGCUUGUGCAGCUCAUUCUUCAUGAAUACAAAAUCUUUAACGCAGAGGUCCUGUUCAGGGAGGACAGCACGCCAGACGAGUUCAUCGAUAUCAUCGUUGGGAACAGAGUUUACAUGCCUUGUCUAUAUGUGUACAACAAGGUGGAUCAGAUCUCUAUUGAGGAGGUCGACCGCCUGGCCCACAGACCUAACAGUGUUGUCAUCAGUUGUGGAAUGAAGCUGAACCUGGAUUACCUUCUGGAGACGUUGUGGGAAUACUUGGCACUUAUUUGCAUUUACACCAAGAAAAGAGGAGAACGUCCAGACUUUAAUGAUGCCAUCAUCAUGAGAAGAGGAGCGAGUGUAGAGCAUGUGUGCCACAGAAUCCACAGAACCUUAGCGAGCCAGUUCAAAUAUGCCCUGGUGUGGGGAACGAGUACAAAAUACAGUCCUCAGAGGGUUGGCCUAACGCACAUCAUGGAGCACGAGGACGUCAUCCAGAUUGUUAAGAAGUAAAAGAAGCUUCUGAUUGGAGAGAAGAGAAACAUCUGGAGAGAAUUGAAAGAAACAAAACGAAAAAACUGUACAGUAGAUAUACAGCAAAGAAAACAGCUAACAUCCUUAUUUUGUAUAAGAAAUCUGACAAAAGGAGUAAACUGCAGAAAUGGAACUUACUUGAGCUGAUGUGGACAGAAGCUGAUGUAUUUUACUUUUUGAUUAGGCCACACCCACACUAGUCUGUUCAAAAACGCUGUUUCAAAAGAGGACAUCUCCACUUCAACAUUAUCCUUUGAUAAACGUGCAUCACUUGAACAUCCAUGCUCACCGGACGUGCCUGUUCAAGCGAUGACGGGCUGCGUAACAGCCAACAGCAAUGACGGCAAGGUUGGAAGUGCUUUCCGCUCCGCUUGUUUAAGUGUCUUUUACAAACAAACUAGUGAUGGACGUGUUGUGGCCCAGAGGGGCUUAUUUUUAUCGUUUGCACAUCACAUUAAACCACAGUGGUUAUGUUUCACGGUUUCAGUUGAAAACAGACUGGUGUGGACGUAGCCUCAGGUAAAAGGGAAUUAUACAUGAUGCAUUUGAUUUAAAGAGGGGAAUCGGGGCGCAAUAAAAUCCAUACAUAAUUUAA